Toxorhynchites rutilus septentrionalis is the source of this 1578-nucleotide messenger RNA. RefSeq names its product cleavage stimulation factor subunit 1 (gene CstF50). Gene Ontology annotation, biological process: mRNA 3'-end processing. NCBI's taxonomy places the organism in Eukaryota, Metazoa, Arthropoda, Insecta, Diptera, Culicidae. The transcript is spliced from 2 exons. Gene Ontology annotation, cellular component: mRNA cleavage stimulating factor complex. The record is from RefSeq and is a predicted model, not a curated record. Bases 149 to 1432 code for a protein of 427 amino acids. Gene Ontology annotation, molecular function: protein binding; RNA binding.
UGAUCUCGUUGCUUACUUUUUGUUUGAGACCUUUUUGCCGGAGAGCAUUUCAUUAGCGUCUUUCCGACCGAUUUUCGUAGACGAUUUUGUUUAUAUUCGAUUUACAACCUCAAUUUGAACCCUUGAAUUGAGUUAUUUUGUGCUUGAAAUGAUGAAGGAUACAGAUUUUGUUGAUCCUAAAAAUGUGGUAAAAUGUCGAGAGUUGCUGUACCGAUUGAUGAUAAGUCAAUUAUUCUAUGACGGUCAUCACCAAAUGGCUGUGGAACUCACCGGUUUGGUACGCGCUGAUCCAGCCUGCCCGCCAAGUGAUCGACUAUUGAACAUUUUUCGCCAGGCAUGUCAAAUUGAUACCAGCAAACAAACGAAUGUUUUCGACGAAAUAUCUUCCGGAUUGGAUCUAGAGUUUGAGAUUGAAAGCUCUGCAAUGGCACCCGAACCCGCGUCGUACGAGACAGCGUACGUUACGUCGCAUAAAGCCGCCUGCCGAGCAGGAUGCUUCAGUUACGACGGUCAACUAGUUGCCACUGGUAGUGUGGACGCGAGUAUCAAAAUUCUGGAUGUGGACAGAAUGCUGGCAAAAUCGGCACCAGACGAGAUGGAUCCCGGUAGAGAACAACAUGGUCAUCCAGUUAUCAGGACAUUGUACGAUCAUACUGAUGAGGUGGCUUACUUGGAAUUCCACCCCAAGGAUCAAAUUUUAGCUUCGGGCUCACGAGACCAUACCGUCAAACUUUUUGAUAUUUCAAAAGCAUCAGUUAAGAAAGCCUAUAAAGUUUUAAGCGACUGUGUUCCGGUACGGUGUUUGGCUUUUCAUCCAACGGGAGACUAUAUGGCAGUUGGUACGGACCAUCACGUACUUCGCGUGUACGACGUUUUGACAGGACAAUGUUUUGUUAGCGCAAUUCCUUCCCAGCAACAUACAGAAUCUAUAACGUGCGUGAGAUACUCUGUAAAUGCGAAAGUUUAUGCAACUGGUAGCAUGGAUGGGUCUAUAAAACUAUGGGAUGGCGUCAGCGGUCGCUGCAUUAAUACCUUUUCUCAAGCCCAUGAUGGGUCGGAGAUCUGCUCCGUAGUUUUUACCCGAAAUGGUAAAUAUCUGCUUUCGUCGGGCCAAGAUUCCCUGGUUAAGCUAUGGGAACUAAGUACCAGUCGUUGCUUGAUCGCUUACACCGGAGCCGGAACUACUGGCAAACAGGAACAUCAAACACAAGCCGUAUUCAAUCACACCGAGGAUUAUGUGCUCUUCCCGGACGAGGUAACCACCUCCCUUUGCUCUUGGAACUCUCGGAAUGCCUCUCGCUGCCAUCUGAUGUCGCUGGGUCACAAUGGUGCUGUUCGAUUCAUAGUCCAUUCACCGAACCAUCCGGCGUUUCUGACCUGCUCGGAUGACUACCGAGCGCGGUUCUGGGUCAGACGGUCGAACUCACACUAAAUUAUUGCAUGCAAGAGCGUCUUUUAUAUUUCAAUUCUAACCGGUGUCGUGUUGCAUCUUUGAUGUGCAUGAUGCUGAAAUAAAAACGAAUAAAAUAAGGUGUAAUACUAUCUGCGCUAUGUUGCGAAUCAAGCAAGCGUAACAAA